Erpetoichthys calabaricus (reedfish) is the source of this 1062-nucleotide messenger RNA. RefSeq lists its product as uncharacterized. NCBI's taxonomy places the organism in Eukaryota, Metazoa, Chordata, Cladistia, Polypteriformes, Polypteridae. The coding region runs from base 1 to 1062 and encodes 353 amino acids. The transcript has a single exon. The record is from RefSeq and is a predicted model, not a curated record.
AUGGAGCACCCUGCUGGAAAACCUGUUAUUCUACCAUCUUCCUUUCAAGGCAGCCCACGAAAUAUGCAACAACAUUACCAAGAUGCAAUGGCUAUCGUAAGAAAGUUUGUAAAACCUGAUCUAUUUAUCACUAUGACCUGCAAUCCUAAAUGGACAGAAAUUACAACUAAUCUUAUGCCAUGGCAAAGAGUGGAACAUCGUCCUGAUUUAGUUGCAAGAGUCUUUAGACUUAAACUAAAUAACCUGCUAGAAGAUAUCAAGAAUAGAUCUCUAUCUGGAACUGUUAAAGCAAUUAUCCACGUUAUCGAGUUUCAGAAGAAAGGUUUGCCACACGCCCAUAUAUUAUUAAUACUUGAUGAUGAUUCCAAAAUCCGCACAGAAUAUGACAUCGAUAAAAUAGUAAAAGCUGAAAUUCCAAACCGUGACACUUCUCCACGUCUCUUUCAAAUUGUUAUCAGAAAUAUGAUUCAUACACCAUGUGGCAAUAGAAAUCCAAACAGUCCAUGUAUGGUUAAUGGCAAAUGUUCAAAAGGCUUCCCCAAAGACUUCCAAGAUGUUACACUUGGAAAUAUAAAUGGAUAUCCUAAGUAUAUGAGACGAAAGACAAGUGAAUUGCAAAUUAUUCCAGGUUGUCCAAUUGACAAUAGCUGGGUCGUACCAUACAAUCCUUAUUUAUGUUUACGAUACAACUGCCAUAUAAAUGUUGAAAUCUGCGCUACAGUAAAAAGCUUUAAUUAUCUAUUCAAAUAUGUUUACAAGGGCCACGAUUGUGCUAAUGUCUCAAUAUCUGAAAGAAAUGAUCACGAUGAGACUCGAAUGUAUGUGGAUUCACGGUACGUCAGUGCUCCAGAGGCUAUGUGGAGAAUAUUUUGCUUUCCAAUGCACAAUCAGAGCCACACGAUAUGUCGCUUGCCAGUUCAUUUGGAGCACGAACAAACUGUCUGUUUUCAUGCAGGUAAUGAGCUCCAAGCGGCAAAGAGAGCAGCCACAAAAGAUACUAAACUUAACACAUGGUUUAAACUCAAUCAAAACGAUCACAGUGCUCACCAGUGGAAGUAUUAG